Molecule: messenger RNA, 2008 nt
Organism: Vigna radiata var. radiata (mung bean)
Lineage: Eukaryota; Viridiplantae; Streptophyta; Magnoliopsida; Fabales; Fabaceae
Product: calcium-dependent protein kinase 2
Exons: 8
Coding region: 1-1632 (543 amino acids)
Biological process (GO): intracellular signal transduction; peptidyl-serine phosphorylation; protein autophosphorylation
Cellular component (GO): cytoplasm; nucleus
Molecular function (GO): calcium/calmodulin-dependent protein kinase activity; ATP binding; calmodulin binding
Source: RefSeq, a predicted model, not a curated record
AUGGGUUGUCACGGCAGCAAGGAGAAUAAAUCAAACGCAGAAUUCAGCUCUGCUUAUGGAUCAGGCACUCGCACUGGCAGUGGUAGUCAAAACACUGUUCAACCACCACCUACCACCACUGUUGCUCAGCCUCAAACAUCACCUCCUCCCAAACCACAAAGACCGUCGGAACCAAAACCCAAUCUUUCUCCGACCCAGAAUGCGAGGGCGGUGCAGAAACCCGACACCACGAUUCUGGGCAAACCCUUUGAGGAUAUAAAGAAGCACUACACUCUGGGGAAGGAACUGGGAAGAGGGCAAUUCGGGGUAACGUAUCUGUGCACGGAGAAUGCCACCGGAAUGACGUACGCCUGCAAGUCGAUUCUGAAGAGGAAGCUGGUGUCGAAGGCGGACAGGGAGGAUAUGAAGAGGGAGAUUCAUAUCAUGCAGCAUUUGUCUGGGCAGAACAACAUUGUGGAGUUCAAGGGGGCGUACGAGGACAGGAUGUCGGUCCACCUUGUAAUGGAACUCUGCGCCGGCGGGGAGCUAUUCGACCGGAUCAUCGCCCAGGGUCACUACUCCGAGAGAGCCGCCGCCUCACUCUGCCGCGCCAUUGUCAACGUUGUUCACAUUUGCCACUUCAUGGGAGUCUUGCACCGCGAUCUCAAGCCCGAAAAUUUCCUGCUCUCUUCUAAGGACGACGACGCUACGCUCAAGGCUACUGAUUUUGGACUCUCUGUCUUCAUUGAAGAAGGGAAGGUAUAUCAUGAUAUGGUUGGCAGUGCUUACUAUGUUGCUCCCGAGGUAUUGCGUCGUAGUUAUGGAAAAGAAAUAGAUAUUUGGAGUGCAGGCGUCAUAUUGUAUAUUCUUCUCAGUGGUGUACCACCUUUUUGGGCUGAAACUGAGAAGGGAAUAUUUAACGCCAUAUUGGAAGGUGAACUUGAUUUUGUAAGUGAACCAUGGCCAUCCAUAUCAGACAGCGCCAAAGAUCUAGUCAGGAAGAUGCUGACACAAGAUCCAAAGAAGCGGAUUACUUCUGCACAAGUCCUUGAACACCCGUGGAUGAGAGAAGGUGGAGAGGCAUCUGAUAAACCAAUCGAUAGUGCAGUUCUUUCUAGAAUGAAACAAUUCAGGGCAAUGAAUAAGCUCAAGAAGCUUGCAUUAAAGGUUAUUGCCGAAAAUCUAUCAGAAGAGGAGAUUAAAGGUCUGAAAGCAAUGUUUGCAAAUAUGGACACUGACAAUAGUGGCACAAUUACCUACGAAGAAUUGAAGACUGGCUUGGCUCGAAUUGGAUCAACACUGUCUGAGGCUGAAGUGAAACAACUCAUGGAUGCUGCUGAUGUUGAUGGAAAUGGCUCAAUUGACUAUCUUGAAUUCAUUUCGGCUACAAUGCAUAGGCACAGACUUGAACGUGAUGAACAUCUUUACAAAGCAUUCCAGUAUUUUGAUAAGGAUAACAGUGGGUACAUUACUAGAGAUGAAUUGGAGACUGCUAUGACCCAACAUGGAAUGGGUGAUGAAGCAACAAUAAAGGAAAUAAUCUCUGAGGUGGAUACAGAUAAUGAUGGGAGAAUAAACUACGAGGAAUUUUGUGCAAUGAUGAGAAGUGGAAUGCCACAGCAGGGAGGGACAGCUAAUCCACUGAUUGGUUGAGUAGUGACUUAUUCCUGUUGGGAAAAAGCACUAUCUCCGGGAAUGUGACAAUUCACUUCAUGCAUUGAUGAUAUUUCUUUGCAAUCCCAAUUUAUUACAAGGAUCCUGUUGCGUCUGUUGGAUUGCUUGUUCUGUAAUUUUUAUAAGUUCAGCUGUCACAUUUUACAAGUGACAUGGAAAACUGAAUUUAUAUAUUAGGAUACUUUUGUACUAUAUAGAGUUAUCAUUUUUAUGGUGGCCAAGUAACAAGUAAUCAAGGGAGGGGACUAUUUUCCUUGACCUUUAUAUUGAAGUGCAAACUUGAGCUUUUUUGGCAUGAUGUUCUGACAAUUUAGUCUUCUGUGUUAAUGCUAUAUUUUCUUCAUUUUUAUCCCUA